Rotaria sordida is the source of this 2910-nucleotide messenger RNA. Lineage: Eukaryota; Metazoa; Rotifera; Eurotatoria; Philodinida; Philodinidae. The record is from the annotation of a GenBank genome assembly.
AUGGUCAAUGCUCGUCGUCCAUCUCUAUUCGAUGUGCGUAUAGAUCAUUACAAAGUUGAGACUACUCAGGAUUUAAUUAUCAAUAUCCCACGACCUCGAUUUUCUUGGAAAAUUCGUGUUUUGAACAAUGUAUCACAACGAAAUGUUCAACAAACAGUUUAUCGAAUGCAAAUUCAAUCGAUAAAAAUAACUCAACGAGAUAAUCAAUUCGUAUGGGAUAGUGAAUGUGUUGUGUCGUCACAAUCAAUUCAUGUACCAUAUACAGGUCAAAAUGAUCUUUUACCAUCAACAUAUUAUCGUUUUCGUGUACGAGUUUGGACAACAAACUCAGAAGAACCAAGUGAAUGGACGGAUUGGAUUCAAUUUCGAACACCUGUAUUUAAUUUACAUGAAUAUCUGACAAAAUACAAUGCUCUUCUUUGGAUUGGAUCGACACAGAUCAAUAUGAAUGAAUUAAGAAAAGAAUUCAUGAUUCCAAAUUCUAGUCCUAUCAAAUCAGCAAUUGCUUACAUUUGUGGUCUUGGUUAUUAUGAAUUCUAUGUAAAUGGUAACAAAGUAGAUCCAAGUCGAAAAUUGGAUCCUGGUUGGACAUCCUACGAACAACGUACUCUGGUUGCUUCAUUUGAUUUAACAGCGAAUAUCACAGCUGGCAUGAAUGCUGUAGGAGUCAGAUUGGGUAAUGGUUGGUAUAGUCCAGAACAGCAUGGCAAAUCUGGCUAUGGUCCACCUCGUCUUAUUUUCAUAUUGUCUAUCAUAUUUGAGAAUGGUAAUGAAAUACAGGUUCUUAGUGAUCAAACAUGGACUGGUCGAGAAGGUUCAGUUAAACACGAUAGUAUUUAUAAUGGUGAAAUAUAUGAUAGUCGAAAUGAUCGUCCUAACUGGACUCGAGCAGGAUUUAAUGAUUCUUUAUCAGCUUGGAUUAUGCCUGAAUCAAUGCCAUCACCACUUAACAGUUCGCGCAAUGGUUCGCUCGUUCUUCAGGACAUGUUACCAAUUCGAGCUGGAUCUAAUGCAUUACAUUUUGAAGUUAUGACAGAUAAUCAACAACAAGGUUACUUGAAUCUUAAAGAUAUCGAUGCAAUCAAAGGUGCUAAAUUAACCGAUGGUGGAAUACUCAAACCUGUAGCUAUGUGGACAUCGGAUUCAGGUGUUGAAACAUUUGAUCUAGGUCAAAAUAUAGCAGGAUGGUGUCGUUUGAAAUUUCAUGGUCCACGUGGUUUUGGUGUUUAUAUUCGUUAUGGUGAAGUACUAACCCAACCAGUUGUAUCUAACAAUCUUUCUACUCGCAAUAUCUACACAGAAAAUCUGCGUGACGCUAUAGCAUCUGACACUUAUGUAUUGCGUGGAGAUCCUGUUAGUGAAAUCUAUGAGCCGAUUUUCACCAUUCAUGGCUUUCGUUAUCUGUCUAUUUUUGGUCCACCGAAUGAGUUGACACUCGAUGAUGUCGAAUGUCCAUUUGUACAUAGUGAAACAACGUUGAAAGGUCAUUUUUCUACGACCAAUCAAAUCGUCAAUCAAAUUCAACAUAAUAUCCUAUGGACUCAAUUGAGUAACCUCAUGUCUGUGCCUACUGAUUGUACACAACGUGAUGAACGUCGAGGAUGGAUGGGUGAUGCAUCAUUAACAGUUGAUGAAGCAUUGUACAAUUUUGAUUUAAUCAAAUUCUAUCGUAACUUUCUCAAUAUGAUUGUUGAUGAUCAACUAGCUAACGGUGAAUUACCUGAUUUUUUGCCCGUUGGUAAUAAUCCAUCUAAACCAAAUUGGCGUAGUAAUUAUCCAGCUGAUCCAAAUUGGGGUUCCGCAUUGCCAACAAUAACUUGGCAAGUUUAUCGACACUAUAGUGAUGUUCAAACACUGGAAGAUUAUUAUGAUCAUAUUGUUGCAUAUGUAAAAUAUCUUCAUGAUAUUUACAAUACAACGGGUCUUGCUAAUUUUACUGUCCGAUUUGGUGAUUGGGUUCCACCACCACCAGAACUUAUGACAAAUGGAAGUCUAAUUGGAUCAUUUGGUUUUCUUCAUGAUGUCAACCUUUUAAUCAAUAUGUCUCAAGUACUUGGUAAAAAAGAAGAUACUGAAAUUUAUUCAACAUUAUAUCAAAAACUUGCUGAAGAGUUUCAUCAAGUUUUUUAUAAUACUUCGUGGAAUUUUUAUGCAGAUGGAAAACAAGCAGCACAAGUAUUAGCUUUAGCAUUACCCGGUGUUGUACCGGCAAAUGUUCGAGAUACAGUUAUCAAUCAACUCGUUACUGAUAUCAAUCAAAAAGACAAUCAUGUGACAACAGGUAUUGUGUCAACAGCUCAAAUUUAUCCAAUACUUUCUGACAAUGGACAUCAUGAUUUGGCACUUGAAUUGAUAUCAUCAACAACUUAUCCAUCCUAUGGUUAUAUGUUUAACAAUCCUUAUGAAAAUGCUACUACUACAUGGGAACUUUGGAAUACACCACUGACAGGACCUGCUAUGAACUCUCGUAAUCAAGCUAUGUAUAGUAGUGUUGGUGCAUGGUUUUAUUCACAUUUAGCUGGUAUUGAUCUUUCAUCAAAUAUGAUUACUAUUCGACCUCGAAUGGCUUCUGAGACUAAAAAACAUCUUAUGUCAAAAUUAGACUGUCAAUUGAGCACAUUAUAUGGUCUCGUUCUUGUUUCCUAUACACGUGAUGAACGUGAUACUAUUUCCAAUUCAAUUUUACUUCGUGUUACUAUACCACCAAAUGCACAAGCUCGUAUUAUGUUUGAACCAUUAUUCGUUGGUGGGCAAUGUAAAGCAUUGAUCGAAGGUAAUAAAGUUAUUUGGUCAUCGGAUGUCAAUACUAUGAAUGAUCAAGGAUUUAGUAUUGAAAAAGAUUCAACAACGGGUUUGAUGACAGUACAUAUUGGUUCAGGUCAAUAUGAAUUUCAAGCAUUAUGGCAAUGA